CUCUAGUAUCUACUCUACUUCAAGACUACAAGUGCAACCCUUCGUUUAUCCCUAUAUCAAAAUGAGCAGCGUGACCUACCGCGACGGCAUCGCUAUCCUGCAGCUCAUCAUAUUCCCAUUCAUUCUUGUUGCUGCACUGUUCAUUUGGAAGCGCACCGGCUGGAAAGCUGGUAGCAAGAUCUGGCGCUUCGCUGUCACGCUCUCUCUCAUUCGAAUUGCCGGCAGCAUUUCGUCGCUGCUGACCAUCAGCCAUGAUUCCCGCGAUGUCGAGGUCGCCGUAGCCGUGUGCGAGCUGAUCGGUAUUGCGCCUCUGUUACUUACCUAUGUCGGUCUACUACGACAAAUCGAUACACAACAAAGCAUGCACCCCCGCUUUCUUAACUCCGUGGCCAUCAUCUGCUUUAUCGGACUCAUCCUCGGUGUUGCAGGGGUUAGCAGUGGCAGCGACAAUGAAAGCACCUAUCGCCCCGACAGCAUCGUCAAGGCGUCUAUGGGCAUUUUCCUUGCCGUCUUCGUCGUCAUUCUCUUAAUCACCGUCUGGCUCUUCGUCCGUCUCCGCCCAUCUAUGCGGGCAUUCCAGAAGAAACUCUUCCUCGCUAUCGUCAUCUCGUGCCCCUUCCUGUUGAUCCGGCUGAUCUAUUCGGCGAUCGGGGAUUACACCACAGACGCCCGGUUUACUGUACUCGUGGGCAGUCCCACCAUUUAUCUGUGCAUGGAUGUGCUGGAGGAGAUCGCUGCCAUGGUCAUUACUAUGGGUCUCGGGAUAUCGGCUGUACUGGAGAAAGACUAUGUACAGGUGACUUCAGCUGGGGGCUCGUUGGAAGGGAAGGUCGGAGAGGUCUAA
Messenger RNA from Aspergillus homomorphus CBS 101889, 844 nucleotides. RefSeq lists its product as uncharacterized. The transcript is spliced from 2 exons. The record is from RefSeq and is a predicted model, not a curated record. Lineage: Eukaryota; Fungi; Ascomycota; Eurotiomycetes; Eurotiales; Aspergillaceae. The coding region runs from base 62 to 844 and encodes 260 amino acids.